Molecule: messenger RNA, 1515 nt
Organism: Nerophis lumbriciformis (worm pipefish)
Lineage: Eukaryota; Metazoa; Chordata; Actinopteri; Syngnathiformes; Syngnathidae
Source: RefSeq, a predicted model, not a curated record
AUGGGUAAAGCGGCCUCGCUCACCGAAUUCGAGGAGGUCGGCGUCGGGAUCUAUGCAGUGACGCCGCUACUGGGAGAUGGAAUUCAAACUAGAGAGGAAAAUCUGGACCUUCCUAUUAUUUUGUGCACGCAACCUUAUCCAGAAAACUACGCACAUAAGGAAUAUGAAGAGUGUGAAAUGGAAAAAUGUGUUGGAAAUGUCAACGACUCUGAUUUCUUGGAUCCUCUUUUGCAAAAACGGGAGGAAAAAUUUGAAGACUAUGGGGAAAGGAAAGAUGUGGAUUACUCCCCAAACAGCCCAAGCCCUGAUAAUGACCCCAAGGUCAAUUGCUUUUCAAAUUUAGAAACCUCCCUUCCAUCAAGUGGAGGACAUGCAACUCGGAAAAUUCAGCAGCUGUAUACUAGUGAACUACUGGAUAUCAACUGUUCUCAGUGCUGCAAGAAAGUGAACCUGCUAAAUGAUUUGGAUGCUCGCCUUCGAAACAUCAAGGCGAGCAGCCCCAACAGAAAUAUAUCCAGCACGGCAUUCGGACACCAACUGUUCCAAGCCAACCACAAUGCGCUGGAUUCAAGUCAAGAGAGCAGCACGGAGGAUUUAUUCACAGAAAGUAUUGACUCUUGUGAUCUCAACAUUACAGAGAAGGUAAGUUAUCUUGAGAAGAAAGUGACAGAACUGGAGAGCGACAGUUUGAUGAAUGGGGAACUCAAGUCUAAACUCAAACUGGAAAAUACACAACUUGUCCAUCGUGUACAUGAACUAGAGGAGCAGAUGAAGGAUGUCGAGGCGAGGGCAGAUCAGAAUCUGGAGGAAGAGACGAAGAGACACAGUGAAGUUUACUGCAAGAUGGAGAGGGACAGAAACACUGAGAUAGAUUUACUUUGUACCAGAAUACAGCAGUUGGAGGAAGAAAAUGGAGAAAUGAAGACGAAUGUGUAUCGACUCAAGUCUCAGGCAGAGAAACUGGACCAGGAGAAGCAAAAGAAGAUGGACAAGCUAGAGGACACAAGCCUGAGGCUAAAAGACGAGAUGGAUCUAUAUAGGAAGGUAAUUGACAAACUGUGGCAUAACCGCCGUGAGUUUAAUAAGGAAAAGGAGGCUAUGCAAGAGCUGAUCGAUGAUCUACGCAGAGAACUGGACUACUUGCAUUUGUUUAGGAUGGAAGUGGAGCAUCCCGGAAAGGGAAAGGGCCCUUAUGAGCACAAUACAAAGCCUAGAGAGGUGGAAAUGGAACAAGAAGUCAAAAAAUUGAAACAGGAGAACCACAAAUUGCGAGAUCAGAAUGAUGACUUGAAUGCUCAAAUUCUAAGUCUAAGUUUGUAUGAGGCAAAGAGCCUGUUUUCCUCCCACUCAAAGGUCCAGUGUUUGGCUGCUGAGAUUGACAAUGCAUCAAGAGAUGAGCUGGUUGACGCUUUGAAAGGACAGGAGGAGAACAACCUGCGUUUGAGGAAAUACAUGGACAAAAUAAUUUUGGCCAUUCUUGACCAUAACCCCUCAAUUCUGGAGAUCAAAUGUUAA